AUGCAACAACAACAGCAACAACAGCAACAAGUAUCACUGGACGAAUGGGUUUCCAAUGUCAUGCAACAUGACCCCAUGCGUGUCUACCGCGCUAGACGGGAUGCGCACCAUCGACCGGUUACCUCGAAAUAUGCGAUCCUAGGCUUCAUCUCUUCUGGAACGUACGGACGCGUGUAUAAAGCUCAGUCUAUCAACGGAGGAGAGCUUCUGGCCAUUAAAAAGUUCAAACCAGACAAAGAGGGCGAUGUGGUCACCUACACUGGAAUCAGCCAGAGUGCAAUUCGUGAAAUCGCGUUGAAUAGAGAAAUAAACCAUGAGAAUGUAGUGGCCCUUCGAGAAGUGAUCCUCGAAGAUAAAUCCAUCUACAUGGUCUUUGAGUACGCAGAACACGACUUUCUCCAAGUAAUACACCACUACUACCAAACCAUCCGUACAUCAAUACCAACCGCAGUCCUCAAAUCCCUGAUCUACCAACUCUUCAACGGGCUCAUCUACCUCCACGCCUCCCACAUCCUCCACCGCGACCUCAAACCCGCAAACAUCCUCAUCACCUCCCAAGGCGUCGUCAAAAUCGGCGACCUGGGUCUCGCACGUCUAUGCUACGAGCCCCUCCAACCUCUCUUCGCCGGCGACAAGGUCGUCGUAACGAUCUGGUACCGCGCACCCGAACUCUUGAUGGGCGCGAAGCACUACAAUAAAGCGAUAGAUUGCUGGGCUGUGGGAUGUGUUAUGGCUGAAUUGGCGAGCCUGAGACCGAUUUUUAAAGGUGAAGAGGCGAAGCUGGACUCGAAGAAGAAUGUACCGUUUCAGAGGGACCAGUUGAUCAAGAUUUUCGAGGUGCUGGGAACGCCGGAUGAACGAGACUGGCCAGGUGUAGUCGACAUGCCUGAAUAUCGGAACAUGAAACUCCUGGACCACUUCUCAAACCGCCUAUCAGAUUGGUGCCACACCCGUAUACGUUCACCUCAAGGCUACGACCUCCUCCGCCAACUCUUCGCCUACGAUCCCGAUAACAGACUAACAGCAGAACAGGCUAUUCAGCAUAAAUGGUUCCACGAGGAUCCGUUGCCUACCUGGAACGCCUUCCAAUCCCUCGCACAGCACCAAAUCCCACCAUGCCGACGUAUAACCCAAGACGAGGCGCCAUCCAUGAUGCCCAUGGCCACCCAACAGAACACGCAACAAGCAAUGGGGGGUGGACACAUUGCAGGAGGAGCAGGCGCGCCGUUUUCCAAACCGGGGAGUACAGCCAGUUUUGCGAGCCUGAGCGGUGGUGGGCCGUACGCCCAGAGUCAGGGUGGGACUGGAGGUCACACUGCGCAUACGAGGAAGAAGGCUAGAAUGGGGUAG
Messenger RNA from Coprinopsis cinerea okayama7#130, 1350 nucleotides. RefSeq names its product CMGC/CDK/CDK8 protein kinase. The record is from RefSeq and is a predicted model, not a curated record. Lineage: Eukaryota; Fungi; Basidiomycota; Agaricomycetes; Agaricales; Psathyrellaceae. Gene Ontology annotation, cellular component: nucleus; mediator complex. Gene Ontology annotation, biological process: protein phosphorylation. Bases 1 to 1350 code for a protein of 449 amino acids. Gene Ontology annotation, molecular function: cyclin-dependent protein serine/threonine kinase activity; ATP binding; RNA polymerase II CTD heptapeptide repeat kinase activity. The transcript is spliced from 7 exons.